ACCUAUGUAGUAAGCUGAUGUUCCAGAGUCUCAGACCGACAACGGCUAUCGAACUCCACAGAACAGAGCUAACAAAACCUGCUAUUGAUUCAUACUCAUUAAUUGGAGGUGACUCACCAUCUGUUAUUUGGAACACAGGAAUAUACUCAUGGGGCCAACAAGUAAAGAUCUUUUGAGCUUGGAAAGGGAGAACUCGUCGUCCAGCCUAGAGUCCGCCCUUCUUGUUUGCAAAAAAGAGUUGCUCUCUAAAACCCCAAAGCCAGUUCGCACUAAUGAGAAACUUUCAACGACUUCCUUUCCAACAAGCAACGUCCUUGGAAAAGUGAAGGCCUUCUUAGGAGUUAUGGAAGAAGCUAAUAAAAGACUGCAGCUUGAUGCACAGGAGAAAUCUCAGAAUGACCAUGAUAUUGAAGUGCUCACUGGGAAUGAAACUGAAGUUAUCGAAAUGGAUUUGUUGUUGGGUGUUGCUGAUCUUCACACCCCAGAGGCUGUGGCUGCUGCUGAAUCUGCAAUUGUUGGAUCCCGACCAGCAUGUCUGUUGGCAGCCAGUGGUAGUGGAUCAUACUCAUCAAGCAGUGAUGAUGACAGUGACAGUGACAGUGACAGUGACAAUGACAGUGGUGAUGAUGAUGGUGACAAUACAAAUGAAUCUUGCUUGUCAGACAAAUUCCAAAAGCCAAAGUUGGAUUCAGAUCCAUCCUUGGAUAACAAUCGGCCAAAAGAUCGACCUAGGAUUAUUGAGCUCCAAUGAAGCUGCAUCAAUUGGAAAUGUAAUAUAAAAACCAGUUUAAAUUCCUAUGGGUUGAGAAAUUUAUGGGUUUAUAUAUGCAAUGAUCAAUUUAGGUGUAGGAUACAUUACUAGUUGCUGGAUUGUUGCAUGUUUGAGGUUUAAGUAUUGUGAUAGUUUUCCUUUUCCAUGUCUUAUAUGUCCCAUCAAAAUAACAUUUACACACUACUGGA
Telopea speciosissima is the source of this 960-nucleotide messenger RNA. Its product is annotated as unconventional prefoldin RPB5 interactor 1-like. The coding region runs from base 149 to 751 and encodes 200 amino acids. The record is from RefSeq and is a predicted model, not a curated record. NCBI's taxonomy places the organism in Eukaryota, Viridiplantae, Streptophyta, Magnoliopsida, Proteales, Proteaceae. Gene Ontology annotation, molecular function: box C/D methylation guide snoRNP complex binding. The transcript has 6 exons. Gene Ontology annotation, biological process: box C/D snoRNP assembly.